AUGAAGAAGUACUCUGCGCACGAGUUUGCCACAUUGCUCGUCGUCGUGCUAGCUAUCAUCUCCACCGCUGGUGGAGGAGGAGCAGUUGCCGUCGUCGGCAGUAAUAGGGUUCAGGAAACGACGUCGUCGGGGCCGGGGCCAUACUGCAACAACAACCACGCUUCGGAUGACUACGAGGCACACAAGGCGCACGUGCUCGACGAGCUGGCCAACGUGACCCCGACGACUCAAGGGUACAGCUACGCCACCACGUUCCCUGACCCGGCCGGCGGUGACGUCGUCCACGGCGAAGCCGUUUGCACUCGGGGCGUCGGGGUUUCGGAGUGCGUUGGCUGUCUGAUCGGGGCUAAGCUUUCGCUGGCGCAGACAUGUGCUUUCUACCUUUCCGGCGUGGUGAAGCUCUCUCUCUGCGGCAUGAGCUUCGUCCCCGUGGUGGCUGCCGGCUAG
Messenger RNA from Linum tenue, 447 nucleotides. Lineage: Eukaryota; Viridiplantae; Streptophyta; Magnoliopsida; Malpighiales; Linaceae. The record is from the annotation of a GenBank genome assembly.